Molecule: messenger RNA, 478 nt
Organism: Lecanosticta acicola
Lineage: Eukaryota; Fungi; Ascomycota; Dothideomycetes; Mycosphaerellales; Mycosphaerellaceae
Source: the annotation of a GenBank genome assembly
AUGCCAUACUUCCAAAUCCACCUCGUCAAAGGCAUCCGCAGCAAGCCAGAAAUCCGCAAACUCGCAGACGUCGUGCAGCAAUGCUCCCUCGACCACUUCAAUGCGCCUCCCGCAGACCGCUAUCAGGCAAGCUGACCUGCCUGGGCCCCCUUCUUGGGCUACACUGUAAUAACUCAACUCACACUAAAACUUUCUUCCUUCCCCCAUCCAGGUCAUCACCCAGCACGAGCCCGACGAGCUGAUCUGCGAAGACACCAAGCUUGGUCUCCAACGCAGCGAUAAACUCGUCUUCAUCCAAGUCUUCCAACAGGGCCGUGAUGCGAAGACGAAGCAGGCACUCUACGCGGCCCUCGCGGAGCGGCUGAAGGCCGAAUGCGGCGUGGACGGGAACGACUUGAUCAUCACCGUCUCGCAGAACGAAAAGGAAGACUGGAGUUUCGGCCACGGAAGGGCCCAAUUCCUCACCGGCGAGCUGUAG